GUCGAUUAAAUGCGUCGUGCCGCCUUUGGGACGGGUGAAUACGGUCUGCCCUGUGUCAUGAACAAAACGCGUACUUGAUGUCUCCAUCAAGCAUGCAACGUUCACCCGCCAUGAGGCGUGGGCUGCCGAACGCACACCUUCCUACCUAGCUUGCCUCAUGACUCAUCCACCCACACAUGGAAGAAGACCUAGACCUGACAACCUGCACGCGAGCAACAAAAUGAACCGAGACCAGUAACCAUUGAAGCACACAGACACAGACAGACAGACAGGCAGGCAGACACGGAGGGACGGCCAUACAUCCAUGCAGAUAACCUUCAUCUCACACAGAGCCAAUGCAGACAACACAGCGCAGUAUUUGCACCACAUCCACCCUCCCUGCUAUCAAAUAGCGAGAGAGUUGUUGGGCAUGUGGGGGAUGACCUGUUCGUCCCCCUCGCCCCACUCCGCCACACUACCGAUGUCGAACUUCGCGACGCCCUCUUCUGAGUGGAGACCCAAGUACUGCUCGACGGGCGGGAAGCCGUAUGAGGUGGCAUUCAUCCGGUCGAAGGCAAUGAAGUAAAACACGGGGAUCUGCCGACCUGAUACACAGACGGAGACACGCAUCCUUGGCUGCAUAGAUGUGCCACCCAUCUGUGUCUGUGUCCGUGUGUGUGUACCUGGGUAUUUGGGUGUGCCGAUGUCCAUCAGGACCCGUUUCUUGACCGAUGCGUAGUGUAUGUGUGCCGUUGUCUUGUUGACAUACACCGGGUUGUCGCCAUCGGACGGCCAUGACGUCUCGCCAAUGACGAGUGGCAGGUCCCCAAACCCCGCCUUGUCGAGCGCCGUCACCACAGCGUCAUACUGUGCGUCCCAGAUGAAGGUGUAGUUGCGCCCGUCCACCUCAAUCGGGGGGUCGCGAUAGCCCAGCGCGUAAGGCAGGCCGACCUCCACAGGGGCGCCAGAGAAGGCGAACCAGGGGAAUAUAUUCACCAUGACGGGUGAGGAUGAGGCGCGCAGGUCGGUGAGGAAGGGCUCGAGCAGCUCCAAGUAGGAUGGCACCAUCUCGGCUGCGUCGAUCGAGGGAAAGGUGUUCUGAAAUCAGAGAAGCAAACAGGGUGUGAAGGUGCAGGAAUGGCAGUCGCGGGUGCGUGUGUCGUCUUGCCUGAAUGACACUAUUGGCCAGCACUGUGGUGAGAUGGGCAUCCAGCUGCGCCUGUGAUGCAGCCUCCUUGAAGACCCCGUAUGCGGGCAAGAACUCGUCCUUGGCCGCCUCGGGAAACAGGAACGGCUCGUUGCCGAGAAUCACCACAUCCACUAUGUCGUCAUGCUCCUGCACAUACCAACAGCAGGUGAUAUAAUCAGCCUGUCGUGCUGCAGCUGGUAGCUGCUGACCUAUCUGUCUUCUCACCUUGAUGAGCGCAAUGAUGUCAUGGGCGUACGACGAGUUGUCGCGUAUGUGCUUCAGGAAGCCGUUGGGCAGCUGCAGCCACACGUGCGCCGCGUCAUCAGCAUCGCGGAAGACCUCACUGACGCGUGUCAGCACGAGGUCGCCCGCAUCCAGGGGGGAAAAGAAGCUCUCGUCAAGCCCCAGCUUCUCCUCAAACACUUUCAGGUGUCGAAAACCCUCCUCCUUGACGACGGUUAGCGCCAUGCUCGUUGUGAGACACGCCGGUGCAUCAUCUGUCGCGAGGCGUGCGAGGAAGCCAUCUCUUGUCUGCUCGUCAGGAGUCUGUGUGAUGUUCUGCGUGCAGCCCUCUCCGAUGCUCUUGGCCAUCAGGUCGCCAUAGUUGAUGCCCAGGAAAGGGGAGCUGACAUCCACAGGAACCGACAAGGAGGGCAGGACAAAGACGCCCAGCGAGAGCAUCCAUCCGUGCGAUGCCGUCAUCGUCAUGCCGACGUUGAGCCUCACGAAACGGCCGUCCCAUGGAAAUAAUAGUACAUUCCAGCUCCUCGCACAUGGCCCCCAGCAAUUGCUCUCCAGUGCAGAUUGAGUGGCGCUGACACAGUCGACUCGAGAUACUGGACGUACGCUGGAUUGCUGCG
This is a messenger RNA of Vitrella brassicaformis, 2028 nucleotides long. The record is from the annotation of a GenBank genome assembly. Lineage: Eukaryota; Vitrellaceae.